Molecule: messenger RNA, 1107 nt
Organism: Paramecium tetraurelia
Lineage: Eukaryota; Ciliophora; Oligohymenophorea; Peniculida; Parameciidae
Exons: 3
Biological process (GO): protein phosphorylation
Molecular function (GO): protein kinase activity; ATP binding
Source: RefSeq, a predicted model, not a curated record
AUGGGAUAAGAAUAAAGUACUAAUGAAAAAACUCAAGAGUUCAAAUAAUUUCUUUUGUAAUACUCACAAGAGAGGGAGGCUACACAUCCUUAAUUUGGAAAAAUUAAAUUGUUUACCCAUAUUUAAACCAAUGAAUAAAUAUGUCUCAAGAAAUAUUUCACUAAGAGCGAUAAAGAAUUGUCUAAUUUAGUUGCUCAUCUCAAAUAAAGAAACUCAUUUGAAUAAAACAAUUUACUAAAAAUACUUGCAGUUCACAAGUAGGAUCAAAUUAAAGUAUGCUCAGAUCAGAGUUAGAUAGCCAUUAUUAUCUAAUAUUAUCAAGAAAACCUAACAAAUGAGAUUAGUGUAAGAAAACUUAACAAUAAACCUUAUAAAGAAGGACAUAUUUGGAUUCUAUUACAGUAAAUUAUUGACCCAUGUACAUAUUUAUGGGAAAGAGAUUUAUUUCAUGGAGAUAUAAAACCAUCUACUCUUUACUUAGAUGAGAAUGGCUCCAUUAAAUUAUCUGAAUGUAGUAUGCUGAAUGAUGGACUUAAUGGAUAUUAAAAAAUGAUACAAAGUUAGGAUAAAUCAUAUCUUUCUCCCAUUCUGUUGAAAUAAUAUAAAGAUCUAAUCAUGUCGCCUACUCAUGAUCCAUAUAAGAGUGAUAUAUAUUCAUUAGGACUUACUGUUUUAAGUGUAAUCUUAUUAGAAGAAGUCUAUGAUUGUUUUGAUUAUGUUGAGGGCAUUGUUUUGACUGAUUUAUUGGAAUAAAAGUUUAUUCGAAUCAAGUAGAUGGGAUUUUCUUAAAUAUUGAUUGAGUUUAUAAAAUAGUUAUUAUUUCUUGAUGAAUAAGAGAGGCCUUCUUGGCAAAUGCUAAAGGAUUUUAUUGAUAAAUAUAGAGAUAAAAUUAACAACAUGAUACCAUUCUAUUAGUGCCAUUUGAAUAAUUAAAAAUCACCUAUAAGGUAGUUGAAUCAAUUUAAUAAAGCUCCACUUAGAUAAAACAUAUUAUACCUUCCAUUGAAUAAGUCACCCCAAUAAUAAUUUUAGAAAUCCUAACAAUUUAAUACAAGCAGAUCAGAUGCAAAACCAAAAUAUAUACAAAUAAGUAAGGAAAAUUACUGA